AUGGCGGAUAUCAACCCUACAGAAGUGACGGGUGAGACGAAACUCCGUCAGCGUCACCAUGACAGCCGACAAAUCGACAUUCGGGGCCCCGAUGGCCAGCACAGGCGAGUGGCGCUCGCCGAUUUGACCCAGGACGACUCCGAAUUGGCAACCAAGUUCGGUUAUAACCCGGUGUUCAAGCGCGAGUUUGGGUAUUUGGCGACCUUUUCGUUCGCGGUCAGCAUUAGCGGUCUCUUCUCCACCGUCAUGACGACCCUUUCCUAUCCGUUGUAUGCAGGUGGCAGUAGUGCGGUCGUCUGGUGUUGGUUUGUCUCUGGUGCUGGCUGCAUGUGCAUUGCGUGCUCGGUAGCUGAAUUGGUCUCUGCAUAUCCAACGUCUGGAGGACUAUACUUCACCAUAUCGCGCUUGGCCCCUCAGAGUUGGGUUCCCUCGAUCAGUUGGGUGACGGGCUGGCUCAACCUCUUGGGUCAAGUCGCCGGUGUCGCCUCUUCGGAAUAUGGCGCCGCGCAGAUGCUUCUAGCGGCGGUAUCCAUGAGUCGCGACUUUGACUACACCAUCACCACCAACACCACUGUCGGCGUCAUGGCGGCACUCACCGUCAUCACCGGCGUGGUCAAUUCACUGUCCACGUAUUGGAUGGAGAAGAUGACCAAGUUCUAUGUGAUCUUCCAUGUCUGUGUGCUGGUGGCGUGCUGCAUCGCCCUCUUGGUGUUGACGGAGAACAAAAAUGAUGCGAAAUACGUCUUUACACAUACCGAAGCGGAAACUGGCUGGACACCAGUUGGAUUUAGCUGGCUUUUUGGUUUCUUGUCUGUCAGUUGGACCAUGACGGAUUAUGAUGCGACCGCUCAUAUCACCGAGGAGAUCAGCAACCCGGAGCUCAAGGCUCCCUGGGCGAUCUCAUCGGCGAUGCUUUUCACGUAUGUGGCCGGGUUUCUCUUCAAUAUCGUACUCUGCUUCUGCAUGGGCGACCCGGAUAGCAUUCUCAGCUCGCCGAUGCAACAGCCUGUGGCCCAGCUCUUCUACAACAGUCUCGGAAAGGGCGGCGGGAUGUUCUUCACGAUUGCCGCACUGAUAAUUAUCAAGUUCGUCACAUUCACUGCGAUGCAGGCUCUUGGACGCACCGUUUUCGCCUUCUCUCGCGAUCGCAUGAUGCCCUUCUCCAAUGUAUGGAUCAAAGUGGCCAAGUGGACUGGCACUCCUCUCUAUGCGGUCUGGAUCUCCGUUUUCUUUUGCAUUGCGAUCAACCUCAUUGGUCUGGGCUCGUACAUUGCUAUCUCCGGUGUCUUCACGGUCUGUGCCAUUGCUCUGGAUUGGAGCUACUGUAUCCCCGUGAUGUGCAAGCUUCUCUUUGGAAAGUUCCAACCUGGCCCUUGGCAUAUGGGUCCUUUCAGUACGAUCGUCAAUAUCUGGGCGUGCCUGUGGACUUUGUUCGUCAGCGUCAUUUUCGUUCUUCCAACCGCCAUGCCUGUCUCUGCCGAUACUAUGAACUACGCCUGUGUUUAUCUCGCGGCGGUCCUGCUAUUUGCCAUGAUCUAUUGGUAUAUCCGCGGCCGAAAGGUCUACACUGGCCCGGUUACGGAGGCCGUUGCCGACGAUCUCUCUGAAAGCGAACUCGUCGCUACGGAAAAGACUGACAAGGGGCCAACCGCCUAG
Messenger RNA from Penicillium macrosclerotiorum, 1656 nucleotides. RefSeq lists its product as uncharacterized. The record is from RefSeq and is a predicted model, not a curated record. Gene Ontology annotation, molecular function: transmembrane transporter activity. Gene Ontology annotation, cellular component: membrane. Bases 1 to 1656 code for a protein of 551 amino acids. The transcript has 4 exons. Gene Ontology annotation, biological process: transmembrane transport. Lineage: Eukaryota; Fungi; Ascomycota; Eurotiomycetes; Eurotiales; Aspergillaceae.